AGAAGAAGAAGAAGAAGAAAAAGAAGAAGAAGAAGAAGCGGUAGAACAGCUGCCUCGGAGACCUCCGGUUUCUAAUUGUUUUUUCACGGUUUUCGCGCCUUUCUCACCGGGAGAACGUGGAAGCAGCAGCACCGGCAGAAUCAUGAGUGGACGCGGGGACGACGGCGGUCAGAGCUCGGGCUCCCAGGAGCCCGCAGGGGCCUCGGAACCACAGAAGAGGAGGCCGGGGAGACCGAGGAAGCCCCAGAAGGAGCCAAGCGGAGAGCCGGUCCCUAAGCGACCAAGGGGCCGUCCCAAAGGAAGUAAGAACAAGGGCCCGUCCAAGGCAGCCCAGAAGAAAACUGAAGCAACUGGGGUGAAGAGACCGAGGGGGAGACCCAGGAAAUGGAUGUUGAUUUGUCACAGCAGCUGUUGUCUCCAACAAUCUGCUGGAUUCUCGUCCACGUUGGAGAAAAAGACUCGCUGCUCCAACGUACGUCUCUGUGAAUCUGCUGAAUCGUCAUGGAAACGUGAACGCGAUGCUUCGGUGUUGUCGUUCUACGAAGGAUGAGUUUACGUUUACGUUUGCCUGCGUCCGUGGUGAUUGAACAGUUGUCCUUCAAACGUCGUGAAAUGACUCAUCAAAGGGUCAGUGUUUGAUUGACAGGUGGGUGUAUCAAACCCUGCUGAGGCUCAGCUCCAACGACUGACGUCUUACUGAGAAAAUGAUUGACAAAAGAAUCACUUUUAUGGAAGUGAGUCUUUGUUGGAAGUUGUUGAGCAGUGGUGGGUGUCGACGUUGGGCUCCUGCGUGAUGAUUGGACGAACUGUUUAAAGCACGUGUUUCUCAUUGAUAAAUGCUCGGGGUGUUAGAAAAUUUCGAUAGAGUGAAGUAUCUCCUGAUCUGUCCUCUCCUGAUCCCGUAUCAAUCUCCUCAGUCAUUGAUCAGUUAUUGAUUUUUUUCUCUCCAAUUCUCAGUCCAAUAUUCCUGGUGUUGGUUCA
Cynoglossus semilaevis (tongue sole) is the source of this 981-nucleotide messenger RNA. RefSeq names its product high mobility group AT-hook 2 (gene hmga2). NCBI's taxonomy places the organism in Eukaryota, Metazoa, Chordata, Actinopteri, Pleuronectiformes, Cynoglossidae. Gene Ontology annotation, biological process: regulation of DNA-templated transcription. Gene Ontology annotation, molecular function: DNA binding; transcription coregulator activity. The transcript is spliced from 4 exons. Gene Ontology annotation, cellular component: nucleus; chromatin. The record is from RefSeq and is a predicted model, not a curated record. Bases 143 to 550 code for a protein of 135 amino acids.